Molecule: messenger RNA, 817 nt
Organism: Aspergillus homomorphus CBS 101889
Lineage: Eukaryota; Fungi; Ascomycota; Eurotiomycetes; Eurotiales; Aspergillaceae
Product: vacuolar protein sorting-associated protein 29
Exons: 4
Coding region: 164-766 (200 amino acids)
Biological process (GO): retrograde transport, endosome to Golgi; intracellular protein transport
Cellular component (GO): endosome; retromer complex
Source: RefSeq, a predicted model, not a curated record
UAGUCACUCCCUCAUACGUUACGUAGCUUAAUUGAUAUCUUCUCCAUCGGGCAACGCUUCGCUUCGCACAGUUGAUCUCGUCCUUCUCUUACCUAUACAUUCUCUCUCUAGACUCAUUGCCCAUUCUGGAAUGGGCCCUUGAGUGAUCGCAUCACCGCCCAGAAUGACUUCGCGCCUGGUCCUGGUCAUCGGUGACCUGUUCAUCCCUGACAGAGCUCCCGAUCUCCCCACCAAGUUCAAGAAACUCUUGACCCCCGGCAAGAUCGGUCAGAUCCUCUGUCUCGGCAACUUGACUGAUCGCAACACAUUCGAGUUCCUCCGCCAAGUGGCGCCCGACCUACAAUUGGUCAAGGGUGAUUUCGAUGUCGAUUCCCCCAAUCUUCCUCUCUCGAAAGUCGUGACCCACGGUAGCCUGCGCAUCGGAUUUACUCAUGGCCACACGAUUAUUCCCCCGGGCGACGCGGAUGCCCUUUUGAUUGCCGCCCGUCAGAUGGACGUGGAUAUCCUGCUCUGGGGUGGCACCCACCGCUUCGAAGCUUUCGAGCUGGAGGGCCGCUUCUUCAUCAACCCUGGAAGCGCGACGGGUGCGAUGAGUACGGGAUAUUGGGCGGAAGGCGAUGAGCCCACCCCCAGUUUCUGUCUGAUGGAUAUUCAAGGAGAUGUUCUCGUGCUCUAUGUUUACCAGUUGAAGACGGACGCCAACGGGGUUGAGACGGUCGCGGUGGAGAAAGUAUCCUACCGCAAGAACAACAUUCCAUCUUCAUGAGUUGACGCUUCUAUCUAUUACCAUUGUACAUAAUCAUAGAUCAAACACGAU